This is a messenger RNA of Cynara cardunculus var. scolymus (artichoke), 737 nucleotides long. RefSeq lists its product as uncharacterized. The record is from RefSeq and is a predicted model, not a curated record. The transcript is spliced from 4 exons. Bases 1 to 531 code for a protein of 176 amino acids. NCBI's taxonomy places the organism in Eukaryota, Viridiplantae, Streptophyta, Magnoliopsida, Asterales, Asteraceae.
AUGGUUAUGUUCUUUGGAAUUGGAACGAGAAAGGGGACGAUAAACGAAGAGUCCAUUAACACACAGCACCGUCAUCGGACGCCGGGGAGAGUUUGGGAGCGGUUACCGUCUACGGUGACGACGAGCUUCACACCUUUGCAUCAUUGCCUCUACUUCCUAGGCUCAUCUGUAAUCGACGCAUCCAUUCAUAUCAUCUCUUCUUCACAGGGGACUUUGUCUAGCCUCCAUUCGAGGGCGCGUGUUGGAGGCCUCCAUCAUAUCUCAACGAGCUUUCUCUAUUGCAAGACCGUAUUUCACCAUUUUCUCAACGAGCUUUCUCUAUUGCAAGAACGUAUCAUAUCCAUGGACUUGACAUACUCUUUCACUGAUUUGAAACAAAUUUAUCCAUCUCUUUUUGUCCUAAGCUUAAACUUCUCUACUUUCGGUUCAAGCUUAUAUCAAGCAGUUAUGAAUAAAAGUCAUGUUAAGAAGCAAACAACGAUUGAGCUACAAGGACCACUACAAAAAUGCUAUCAAGAAAUCUAUGUAUAGGUGUUGAAGAAGGAAUGAAGGCAGACGAGUGUUGUGAAAUUGGCAAUAAGAACAAGUGGAAGCUUGUGUGUGCUUAAGUUGCUAGAAGAUGUGGUGUAAAUGUUGAUACUAAAAUCUUUUAGGAUGUAUAGAUAGACAUAUGUUGAUGAUAUAUAAUAGUGACGUGCUUGUUUUUGUUUAGAUCAAAGAAUUUUACGUUAUGAAAA